Gadus chalcogrammus (walleye pollock) is the source of this 3383-nucleotide messenger RNA. RefSeq names its product NLR family CARD domain-containing protein 3-like. Lineage: Eukaryota; Metazoa; Chordata; Actinopteri; Gadiformes; Gadidae. The transcript is spliced from 10 exons. The record is from RefSeq and is a predicted model, not a curated record. Bases 398 to 2629 code for a protein of 743 amino acids.
GUCCUGCCUCCAGAGCGGUUUAACCAGCACAGAGAGCAGUUGGUAUGAUAUCCGCACGGUGAACUUGAUCUAAUCAGACACAUUUUGUAGCCUUUUGAGACCUUCUGUGUUGAAUGAUGAUACGUUAUUAAAGAGUAUAUUAGAAACCUCUGGGAAUGAGAGGGUCUAUGAAUCGGCGUCUAGGAGAGACCCUGCCUCUUGUCCAAAGUUAACAGAGACAACAGCCCCCUGUGAGCGGAAUACACAGCUCAUAUAAAAGCAGAGUCUGGGAGGAGUAUGAACUGGGAGGGGAAGUGGUCCAACUGGUUGGACAUCAUUUAAAAAAACAGAGUGAACCAAUGCCGAGUGGCAGUAGAAACAAUAUGAGUUGUGUUUGUGUCCAGGUCUCCAGUCUACUAUGGAUGAGGAGAGAGGGGAGGGGGGUCCUACCUCUAAGACCGCUCUGUCUGGGGAAAAUGGCCGCCGGAGCAAAGCUAAGAGCCCAGAGAAACAGGAUAGAGCAGAUAGCGUCUCCAUGAAGAGUGACCACUCUAUGGAUGAUCCUGUUGGGUUUAAAGAUGGAAAUCAGUCCAUUGAAAAGAGAAGAGUCCAGCAGGAGAGAGUAGACUCCCCUGGACCCAGCUGUGUCUCCAUGAAGAGUGACAGCUCUAUGGAACAACCUCAUAACUUUAAAGAUGGAAAUCCGUCAAUUGAAAAAAGAAGAGUCCAGCAGCAGAAAGCAGACUCCCCUGGACCCAGCUGUGUCUCCAUGAAGAGUGACCACUCUAUGGAACAACCUUUUAACUUUAAAGAUGGAAAUCACUCUAUUGAGAAGAGAAGAGUCCAGAAGGAGAGAGCAGACUCCCCUGGACCCAGCUGUGUCUCCAUGAAGAGUGACCGGUCUAUGAAUCAUCCUGACGAGUUUAAAGAUGGAAAUCAGUCUAUUGAGCAGAGCCCAGAGCAGCAGCAGAAAGCAGACCCCCCUGGACCCAGCUGUGUCUCCAUGAAGAGUGACCGCUCUAUGGAUAUACCAUAUCAAUUUAAAGAUGGACGCCCCUCCAGAGAGGAGAGACACCAGCAGAGGUCAAAGGUUACCAGUGCUCAGUCGCUACAGCAGCAUCAAACAGAGCUGAUCAAGAGGGCUGAGGAGAACGCACACGCUUUCCUAGACAAGGAGCUGAAGAAGCUCUGGAGGGAUCUCUUCUCAGAUUACCCACAAUGCUCAGAGGGUCAGAGAGUGGAGGAGGAGGAGGUGGAUGGUAAGAAGGAGGAGCAGAGGAGGCGCGCCAUACAGGGAGUGGUGGACAUCACAAAGCUCUGCCUGAUGGAGAUGAACCAGGAGGAACUGGCCGACACACUGUGGGGCGGAUCUGCUGCUGUCGAUUGCCAACAUAAAAUUAAGUAUAAUUUGAAGAAGAAGUUCAGGUGUGUGUUUGAGGGAAUCGCUAAAGCAGGAAAGCGAACAGAUCUGAACGACUUCUACACAGAGAUCUUCAUCACAGAGGGAGGCAGUGGAGAGGUCAACAAGGAACAUGAGGUCAGACUGAUUGAAACAGCUUCCAGGAAACCAGCCAAGGAAGAAACACCAAUCAGAUGUGAGGACAUCUUUAAACCCUUACCUGGACACGAUCAACCAAUCAGGACGAUAAUGACAACUGGAGUGGCCGGCAUUGGUAAAACUGUCUUAACACACAAGUUCACUCUGGACUGGGCUGAGGGCAAAACCAACCAGGACAUACAGUUCACAUUUCUCCUCACUUUCAGAGAGAUGAAUUUACUGAAAGGGAAAGAGUUUAGCUUGGUGGAACUUCUCCAUCACCUCUUUAUUGAGACCAAAGAAGCAGGAAUCUGCAGAUUCGAGCGGUUCCAAGUUGUCUUCAUCUUGGAUGGUCUGGAUGAGUGUCGACUUCCUCUGGACUUCCAGAGAAACCCGAUCUGGACUGAUGUCACAAAGUCCACCUCGGUGGACGUGCUGCUGACAAACCUCAUCAAGGGCGACCUGCUUCCCUCCGCUCGCAUUUGGAUAACCACACGCCCUGCGGCAGCCAAUCAGAUCCCUGCUGAGUGUGUUGACAUGGUGACAGAGGUGAGGGGGUUCACUGACAAGCAGAAGGAGGAGUACUUCAGGAAGAGAUUCGGAGAGGAGACGAUGGCCAGCACAAUCAUCACCCACGUCAAGAAAUCCCAAAGCCUCCACAUCAUGUGUCACAUUCCAGUCUUCUGUUGGAUCACUGCUUCAGUUCUGGAGGACAUCUUCAAAAAAUCCCAGAUCGAACAGAUGCCCAAAACCGUGACUCAGAUGUACAGCCACUUCCUGAGGGUUCAGUCCAUACAGGGAGACAGGAAGUACCAUGGAAGGGCUGAAACCGAUCCAGACUGGAGUUCAGAGAGCAGGGAGAUCAUUGUUUCUCUUGGAAAACUUGCUUUUAACCAGCUGGAGAGUGGCAACCUGAUCUUCUACGAGGCAGAUAUGGCAGAGUCUGACAUCGAUAUCAGAGCAGCCUCUGUGUACUCAGGAGUGUUCACCCAGAUCUUUAAAGAGGAGUGUGGGCUGUACCAGGACAAGGUGUUCUGCUUUGUCCAUCUGAGCAUCCAGGAAUUCCUGGCUGCCCUUUAUGUCUUUUUGUCCUUCAUCGAAAAAGAUCUCUAGGCUGAAUGGCUGCCAUAUGUCAGAGAGAUGCUGUGAAGCUCUGGCCUCAGUUCUUAGCUCCAACUCCUCUAGUCUGAGAGAGCUGGACCUGAGUACCAAUGAUCUGCAGGAUUCAGGAGUGAAGCUGCUCUGUGCUGGACUGGGGAGUCCACAUUGUACACUGGAAACUCUCAGGUCAGUUUUCAUCCUCUUUAAACUGUGUCUUGGGGUUGUUUAAUAUGUAGCUCUGGCCCGCUGAUGUGAGCGUUAGGGGUUGACCUGUUAACUACUAGUAUGUUAUGUUUGUUAUACGUUAUGUAACUCUGGUCAGCAGAUGUGAGCUGAGGAGUUGUCAUUAGCGUAGACAUGGGGAUGAGGCUUUAGCCGUGCUGUGAUCUGAAUAUAAUGUACACCUCACCAUAGAACAUCACUGGCUGUGGUAAAGUGAAUCAUAUUGAACAUUAAAGAUGGACUUUAUUAACUUCACAUUAGUUUGGUGUAGUGCUGCUCAUGUCCGAUGCAUUUCUGUUGCUCUUUUGCCUGCUGACAAAACUCUCCCUGGUUCUACACAAUGUUAGAACCUGUGAAGAAACGGUCCUCAGCGUACCAAACACAGCGGACUUCUCCUGACUCUAACCGAACAAUAUCUCAUUGAGUUGCAGCUAUUGAGAAAGGAGCAUUUGUUUAAGAUCCUGUUGCACAUCCAAGUGAGGGAAGUUCUGAUGUAAUGAUGUCAUCGCCCCACUUUCUCUUCCUGUUCUCCUUGUCCUCUUCU